Daphnia magna is the source of this 4748-nucleotide messenger RNA. RefSeq lists its product as uncharacterized. The transcript is spliced from 3 exons. Gene Ontology annotation, molecular function: GTP binding. The coding region runs from base 676 to 4644 and encodes 1322 amino acids. The record is from RefSeq and is a predicted model, not a curated record. NCBI's taxonomy places the organism in Eukaryota, Metazoa, Arthropoda, Branchiopoda, Diplostraca, Daphniidae.
UCUGACACUGGGUUUGCUAUCGCAGGGAUCAGUGGCCCAUUUGAUAAAUAUAGCUACUAGGAGCAGCUUGGAGUCAUAACAUCCUUAAGUGCUUCGUCAAGGACGCCAAAGGCAAUAGUCGCUUCGACCCCACCCUAUUGGCCCCAAUUUUGAGUGAAAAACAUCUUUAUCUCAACUGCUGCCAUGUUUUGUUUUUUAUCCCAGGCUUGAUGGCACUAACAUUUCAGAUUGCACGGCAGAUGCUGGUAGGCAAACAUCUCAAGAUUCAAAGUACACCCGAUCGUUUGUUUUUCAUUUCAGUUUGCAGUUGCCGAGUUGCGACCUAAAAGGACAUUUCGUCUCGAACAGCGUUUCGAGCUUUGGAAAGUUGCAACGUUUUCGCCAAGCGUAGGGAGGUGCGACUAGUGCGCAACGUGUUUGGGAUAAUCAAACCAUUGCGUUUCAGUUUGCUUGACACUAAUGCGUCCUCAAUUCUUUUAUUUUCGUCCAUCGUUGCAUCGUUGGCUCAGUAGCGUUGCUAACAGUUCGGUGCGACUCUGCAUCACGCUGAAAGUCAAUUGUUGAGAGAAUUUUCUUUGCAAGUACAUAUAAAACGGGUUGUACAGCAGACAAGCAGAGUUAAAAGAAUAUUGAUUGCCGUCGCUUUGUACUGCAGAUAUACAGUGAGUUUUACCAAUGGCUGAUUCUAUCCAAUUGUCAGCCCUGGGUCGCGAUGCGCUGGUUGGAGAUUUCUACAACUACUUCACGGACGCUAUUUUGCCAAGUGGGAUUGAAGUACCAAACGAAUGCAAGAGUAUUUCGAAUGCAGAAAGAAAAACGACGUUAUCUUUCUUCUACCAGCAGCCAUACAAAUUCAAACGUCACAUACUGGGUCUCAACUCCCAUCUAUUCCAAAAUAUUGAAAAUGGACUUCCGGAUUCUCACCAACCUUGGUUUGCUAAUUAUCUGAACGAAAAACCGAAUAAGGAUGACGAUGAAAAGGAGGCCCAAGUUACUGCCUUCUUUCGAGUAGAACGACGGACCGAAAUCCUCGAUCGGAAUUUCAUGCGUUCCAAAAUGUAUCAGCUGCGAAGUGGCGACCGAGCGACACAUUUGGUUGGUGACGUGAUCUAUGGAGCUGAAUUGAUUUGUUCUAUGCGUAGACCCUUAAACUUAGAGCGAGAAACAAAAGAGGGUGCCGAACAAAGUAUCUAUUUAGCGGCCAAAGAGUAUUUUAAUCAGAUAAUUUUGGGGGAAUCAUCGUCUAUAGAUUUGGAUUUGAUAGUCAUAUUAGAGAAGAUCUCUUUUACGGUAUUCAGCAGCCUUAAACCCGGUGAACAGACUGAAAAGUCUUUCUCGGAAUUCGGUCAAUAUCUGCGAAAGAUUUGCUGUUCUGAUAAGGACGAUUAUUCACCCAAGUGGAAACCUAUUGAUUUGGUUCUUAUUUCCAUUCUUGCUCAAGUCGAAGCUCGAAUUUGGGAAGACCGAAAAAGGGAUUUUGCAUUUGAGAUAGAGCGGCAUCGAUUCACGUGCACUUGGAAUCAAAAAGCGAUUAGUAGCAUAUCCAACCAUUCGCAUAUUAAUCGUUUCCCUCGAUUUAAAAACGUGAUUAACCAGUUUCAAAAUUUACUGCAACCUUUUCACAGAAAGAUCAAUGAAUUCUAUAAGGCGAAUGAACCAUGUCAUCCAGAAGACGCAUUAAAACAAAUUUCACCAAUCUCAAUUUUGCUGAACGAUAUAAACGAUUGGUUGGCCCAACGAGAAAAAGAAAUCGAGAAAUUUUCCUCGCUUACAAAAGGCACCCAAUUUGUUGCACUGGAUUUGGAAGAGAUAAAAAAUGUAAUGGCGAAGCAAGACAAGAAAUUGGUCAGAGUAUUUCACCUUAAAGUCGAAUACGAAAAAGAUCCUGUAAUUGAUCGCAUUCUGGAAGUAGUCGGUCAUCAAACGCUUCAAACAGUAGCUCCUCUGCCCGCUUUGCCGUUUUUCUCGAAAGAAAAAGAAUUCUGGUCUGUUAGAAGCGCGUUGAAGGUAUUCGCCAAAGAGUCCCAACAAAUGGACGGCAGUCUACCCGGAGACACAAGUUGCUACAUAGGACUAGUCCCGGUCUCUUCCACAAUUAGCAAUGGCACUAUAAAGAAUUAUAAUUCUUCUGAUGAGUUGCUACAAACAAUCCACAGAGAUGUUUCCUCUAGUUCUACUGGAUAUGUUUAUCCUAAGGUUACCCAAGAACACAAACGAAACCAACAACCACAGACGGGAAAUGCUGGGUUUACCCAACUUGCCCGUACAUCCGACCAUCCUAAUCUAUCGGCCGGCAAAGAAACACCCAUGGAGUGUGAUGAUUACCUUGCGCUCUCAUCGGAUUCGGAGAGCACCAAAGGAUACGAUACUCCAAACACGGCAGAAUUCUUCGAUCCAGGGAAAACAGAACCGAGGUCCGAACGGAGGAAUCUAUCCAGCGAUUCUAUGCUGACAAAGGACGAGCUCGAGAGGCAAUUGAAAAAACUUAAACUUGAUGGCGAGAAACCGUUAGCACCAGCUAAAGCGGUAGCCAGUAAAAUCGAAAACAGUGCGAGGGACAUAGGAAGCCCAGAAUGCAGAUCCAACAACAGAAACUUGCGGGAUUUUUCUGAGCACAACACAACAAUUUCAGGGUUACCUGAACAAAGAAUGGCGUUGAGCCAACAUCAAGAAAAGCCCAAUGCUGCCGUAGGCUAUGGAAACUAUGCACAUUCUGAAGAAAUCAAAGAAUCCAAGCUUGAUGGUAAAAGAUAUAGCGGAGUAAAUGCACAAGGAAUCGCUACUUUUGGUGAACAACGAAGGAUUGCUGAAACUUUUAUAGACGAAAGAACAAGGUGCAGCGAACGAAUAAAAACGGGAUCGCUGAAUAUUUAUUUGUUAAAUGCGAAGGAAAAAACAAAUGGCGACAACAUAAAAUGGUUCGAUAUCUGCACGCCUAGCGCAUAUUCACAAUCAAGCGAUCACAAAAUCAUCAUUCUGAUGGGCGCAACUGGAUCCGGCAAAAGCACUCUGAUCAACGGCAUGAUCAACUACAUCUUGGGAGUCCAAUGGAACGAUCCAUUUCGUUUCAAAUGUGUCCGCGAAGACGAGAACGCGGCCAGGAACCAGGCGCACAGUCAAACGAGUUCUGUAACGGCCUACACUCUCCACCAUCAAGAAGGAAUGACCAUUCCGUAUUCCAUCACCAUCAUCGAUACCCCUGGUUACGGAGAUACAAGAGGAGUUAAAAGAGACAAGGAAAUCACGGCCGCCAUCCACAGGUUUCUGACUCAACAAGAAAUUCCAAUCGAUGAAAUUCACGCCGCUUGUUUUGUGGCCGCUUCGGGUGAUAGUCGGCUGACGGCCACCCAACGCUACAUCAUCGACUCUGUGCUAUCCAUCUUUGGUAAAGACAUGAAGGAUAACCUUCGGCUGUUGGUAACAUUCGCAGACAAUGCCGAUCCUCCCGUCGUCGGCGCUUGUCUUUCUGCCAAUUUCCCUACAACAUCCGCAUCAGACGGCAUCGCCUACAGCAAAUUCAACAGCUCUGUUCUUUAUUGUACCAAUGCGAAACAGGGAGAUGACGAAUUCAGUUUUGAUCAGUUAUUCUGGGACAUGGGUCAUGAAAAUUUUAAGAAAUUUUUUUAUAUGUUGGAAAGAAUGAAGGGUAGAGAUCUCACGUCCACAAGGGAAGUCAUUCAUAGCAGACGCCAACUGGAACAGUCGCUGAAAGACAUCGAACAAGAAAUGGAGGUGUGUCUAACCAACAUCGAAAACAUAGAAAUUUUCCAGAGGAAAAUGAAAACGUGUGGCCAUAACAUGGAGGCCACCAAGAAUUUUACGGUUGAACAGACAGUAAUGCGGCGUAGGAAGUUAAACUGUGAAAAGGGAUUCUUUGCUUAUAACUGCGAAAAAUGCCGAAAAACCUGCGAGAGGCGAGUAACAAAAAAAAGCUCUCUCCACAAAGAAAAAAGGCCUUGUGAAAACCAGGCCUGCAAAUGUCCGCCAUCUGAUCACUACGUGGAAGAACGGGAAUGGAGCACGUUUCCCGAGAAGGUAUCUAAGACUUUGCAAGAUAUGAAAGCCCAAUACGAAUUGAAUUACGAUGGCAAGAUGACAGCUGAAAAAAUCUUGAACGCUUGCUCGGAUGAUUUGCAAAUGGCUAGAGGCAAAGUGUUGAGUCUGCUCGAACAGGUGGCUAAGAACGUCGAUUUACUUGAAUCGACAGCUCUACGGUCAAACGUACUCAGCCCAUCCGAUUACCUGAGUUUGAUGAGGAGUCGCGUUCAGGAAGAACAGGCACCUGGCUACAUGACACGUCUAGAGACAUUAGAUGAUAUACAGCGCAUGUUGGCCGGUGGUACGUCUCAACCGAUUCGUAGCACAGCGCCAAUGCCAAACCAAGGGUUCAGACUCCUGUCAUCGAAUACCGAAAGAGUAUCAGAUUCGAGUGUCACGCCAAGUUACGUUCAAGCGUACAAUAAAGAGCCCAGCUUACCCGCUACGCAGCCCACACCCGUCUACGGUGAUGUCAGCGAGAGUAAAUCUGGUCGUUCUUGGACGAUUAAGGGUUGGCCUAGUAGCUUGUUUGGUAUUGGAAAACCAGCGGAAAGCGACAACCAAUCCCAACAACAGAAGAAAAAAAACGAAACAUGGAAGGUUUAAGUUUGUUUUUUGUGCAUAUCAAAAUUAAAUUACAGUUCUAAUCAUUUAUUUGUCUUAACAAAAUGAUUUUUAUGGAGAACAAAAAAUAAAGGUAUUUGUGGGUG